AUGAGACUUUGAAUACAUAAAUCUUUCACUUAUAACCAUAUAGUGCUUUUUCUUUUCCUGACUCCCCACUGUUUCUGCCCUCGCUGAUUUCUUCUCACCUUCAAGGUACUAAAAGCUGCAAGCAUGUCUGAGGGACCGAGAAAGCAAAAAUACUCCGCUACGCGCCGGCUGCAAUUGAAGGUCAAGCUGCUGAAGAAGGCAGAGUCUAUGCUGGUGGCUGAAAGUGAGGAAAAGAAACAGGAGAAAGAAAGAGUCAUAAACGAGUCUUACCCUCCGCUGAAGCUGUCAGGUCUCUCAGUCCAGGAGCUCCAGGAUCUUUGCAAAGAACUACAUCAAAAGAUUGAUGUUGUGGAUGAGGUUCGUUAUGACAUGGAGAUCAAAGUGGGCAGAAAUGAAAAAGAGAUCGACGGUCUGAAUCUUAAGAUCAUUGAGCUGAAGGGGGCAAAGAGGCCGAGCUUGAAGAGGGUGAAGAAAACCACAGAUGACAUGCUGGGGGCGUGUACUGACACUUCCAAACUUAUGAAGGCUGACUUUAAAGCCAAACUAAAGACAGUGAAGAAGGAUGAAGAAAAGAGGGAAGAAGUGACUGAUUGGCGUAAGAACGUGGAGGCCAUGUCUGGUAUGGAGGGAAGAAAGAAGCUGUUUAACGCUGGACAAUAAAAAGAAUUCAAGAUUUUCAUGACCAGAUGGAAUAAAAUCUGGUUUUGUAAAGACUGAUGUCAAGAUCCAGUAUAACACCUUCUUAGACAAAACUGUAGGAACAUACUUUUUAUCAUUUUGACUUCACGUUAACUCAUAUGUUAAAAGUAUCAGUGUCGGUUUUAAUGUAUUGACAUAAAGUGUAUAGUAUUCCUUGCAUAUUGAUAUUGUUCUCAUGGGCUUUGGGAGUAUGUGUUUUAAAGUGCAGUAUUUGUAUUAAACAGAUGAUGGCGCUGUCACACUAACUGUAAUACACAUGAUGCUGAUUAAACAACCAAGCCAA
Messenger RNA from Notolabrus celidotus (New Zealand spotty), 982 nucleotides. RefSeq names its product troponin I, slow skeletal muscle-like. Lineage: Eukaryota; Metazoa; Chordata; Actinopteri; Labriformes; Labridae. The record is from RefSeq and is a predicted model, not a curated record. Bases 124 to 660 code for a protein of 178 amino acids. Gene Ontology annotation, biological process: muscle contraction. Gene Ontology annotation, cellular component: troponin complex. The transcript is spliced from 9 exons.